AUGCACAUUUCCAUUAACCUGGUGGUUCCUACUUUAUGUGACAAUUCUCGAGAUCGGUUGGUUUGGAAAGACUUGGAAGGGAAUAAUCGUCCAUUUUCUUCUUGGGAGGUUUGGAAUAAUAUUCGGCAUCAUGCAAGUAAAGUACAAUGGGGGAAUAUGGUUUGGUUUAAACAAUGCAUUCCUAAGCAUGCGUUCCAUAUAUGGCUAGUUAUUCAAAACAAAUUGAAGACACAGGAUCGGCUAUCUGUUUGGGAAGCGGGAAGUGAUACAAAUUUGAAUCUAAUGUGCUGCCGGUUAUGCUAUUACAACAGGGAUUCGAGAGACCAUCUCUUCUUUGAAUACUCUUUUGCUACGCAGGUUUGGAACAAUGUUAGGAGUCUCACCAAUAUGGAAGAUAUUAAUGGAGGCUGGACCGAUAUUAUGGCUUGGAUGAACCACAACUCGUCCUUACAGAAGCCCGACAUUGUUGUUAGUCGGUUGGUAGUUGCGGCUGCAACCUACUUUAUAUGGCAAGAGUGCAACAGCAGGUUGUUUUCUCGGAACCAUCGGACGGCUAUGGUAGUGUCUCAGGAGAUUAUUAAUACUGUUCGAUUGCGGCUUAUUUCCCUCAAGUUAAAACAGAGAUUUGAUAAUGGUAGCUUGGUGGAAAAAUGGAAGAUUCCUGGAAACAAUUUAGAGAUUGAUCCCGGCUAG
Messenger RNA from Helianthus annuus (common sunflower), 693 nucleotides. RefSeq lists its product as uncharacterized. Lineage: Eukaryota; Viridiplantae; Streptophyta; Magnoliopsida; Asterales; Asteraceae. The transcript has a single exon. The record is from RefSeq and is a predicted model, not a curated record. The coding region runs from base 1 to 693 and encodes 230 amino acids.